Messenger RNA from Myotis brandtii (Brandt's bat), 1053 nucleotides. RefSeq names its product tripartite motif-containing protein 60. The coding region runs from base 1 to 1053 and encodes 350 amino acids. The record is from RefSeq and is a predicted model, not a curated record. Lineage: Eukaryota; Metazoa; Chordata; Mammalia; Chiroptera; Vespertilionidae. Gene Ontology annotation, molecular function: zinc ion binding. The transcript has a single exon.
AUGGCCUUUGACACCCAAUUACGUUAUAUGACUGAGAUUAUUAAGCAAAUCCCCACCUCAGGGAGCCAGAGGAAAAUGCAGGAAGAAAUGCCCCUGUGUGGGAAGCACCAUGAGGUUCUGACCCUGUUCUGUGAGAAAAGCCUGGAGCUGCUGUGUCACCAGUGCAAGGGCUCCUUAGACCCCCAGGAUCAGCCCCUGAUCCCCAUUGAGGAAGCUGUAGCUAGUCAGAGAGGGAUGCUCAAAAGGUACAUUGGGGUCCUCACUAAGAGCCUUGAAAGUGAUGAAACUGUAUAUAAAAAGCAAGAUGCAAAUAUUUGUGAAGUAAAGAGAAAGAUGGAAAAAUGGAGGGAGGAAUUGGACUAUGAAUGUAAAGAACUUAAGUUUUUAUUGGAAAUAGAGCACGAUGAAAUUGAUAACGAUCUGCUUAUAGCAGAGAAUGAUGGUGAAGAAAAACUAAUUGAAAACGGAAGGCAAAUUUCAUACCAUAUGUUCAGGCUAAACAUUCUGUUAUUUGAAAUAGAAGAGAAGUGUUUACAGACAGACCUGGAUUUACUCACAGGCAUUGAAAGCAUCCACAACAGCUAUGGAAACAUAGAGUCCCCAGCCAUCUUUCCAUAUAAAUUAAAGAAAGAGAUUUUCACUCUCCCCCCACAUUAUUUGGGCCUGCAUAAAAUGAUCCGCACGUUUCAGGCAGAUUUGACACUGGAUCCGGAAACUGCCCAUCCAGACCUCCUUAUCUCAAUAAGUGGAAAACAGGCAACAUACUGGAAACCAGAUUACAUUCUUAAUCCCCAGGCACUUACCUCUUACCCAGCUGUCCUGAGUUCUGAGGGAUUUGAUGCUGGCAGGCAUUUUUGGGUGGUAACCAUAGGAGUCACAGGUGAAUUUUCCUUAGGUGUGUGUAAAGAAUCCUUCCCCAUAAAUACUCUCAUAUCACCAUCGCCAAGCAAUGGCUGCUGGACUCAUACAUUUGGCCCUUUCUCUAUUCCAAAAGAAAUGAUUGGUGUUUUUCUGGACUAUGAGUUGGGAGAGGUUUCAUUUUUUAUAAUUUAG